AUGAUCCAACCACAGCCUAUGCGGAAACGCGGUUUUCUAGUCCUCUCCAUCACUUCGAUUCGCACACUGGCAGGAGUCCGAAUAGGGCAUUGUCUGACGAGGUCAAGCUGGGAAUCGGGCACUCCUUUACCGGUCAGAAUUGCCCAAUUGAGCUCCGGAUGGGUCCGCCGAGAACCGGCCCCAUACGGAGAUGCUCGCCGUCACAGAAUCUCUCCCCCUCCAGCUGAUCGCCUGGGGAAACAUCUUGACUUAUGA
Colletotrichum paranaense is the source of this 255-nucleotide messenger RNA. RefSeq lists its product as uncharacterized. Lineage: Eukaryota; Fungi; Ascomycota; Sordariomycetes; Glomerellales; Glomerellaceae. The transcript has a single exon. The record is from RefSeq and is a predicted model, not a curated record. The coding region runs from base 1 to 255 and encodes 84 amino acids.